Daldinia vernicosa is the source of this 1905-nucleotide messenger RNA. Its product is annotated as WD40 repeat-like protein. The transcript has 4 exons. The record is from RefSeq and is a predicted model, not a curated record. Bases 1 to 1905 code for a protein of 634 amino acids. Lineage: Eukaryota; Fungi; Ascomycota; Sordariomycetes; Xylariales; Hypoxylaceae. Gene Ontology annotation, molecular function: protein binding.
AUGAUCCAACAACCCCGGCCUAGGGGUCCGCCUACGCCCAGCAUGAGCACGCCGGCUCCGGAUUUCGACCAGCAAGUUACGGGCUCUCCGCCGCCACCUCCUACGCCAGCGGCCUCGCCGGGACCUACGGAUACGCAACCCGACUGGAGUGACGCCGCCGACGACGAAGACUUUUUUCUCUCGCAAAUGCGCCAUCACUUCAAGGCCUGCUCGGGGCCGCAAAGAACGCGGGUUCUUGCCGACUUAUUAAAUAUGUGCACGACCCAACAGCUCAGUUUUGUACAUCAAUUCGUGAGCCCUCUACUGAAGAAGGACCCUUUCACCAGCCUACCCGACGAGUUGUGCUUGAGAAUAUUAUCAUUCAUAGAUGAUCCGCAAGUACUCGCGCGAGCAUCACAGGUAUCCAGGAGGUGGAGGGAUCUUUUAAGCGACGAUGUGACAUGGAAGAAUCUCUGUGUUAAGCACGAUUACGGCCGUCGCCUCUCUGAAGUCUCGCAUGGAGUUCCGCCGUUCGCGGCAACUAGGCCUGGGAUAUUACCUCUGUCCGAUCCCGAGUACACUCACAGCUUUCCCGGUGCUAUUCCUGGCCCCUCGACGUUUCAUUCUUCGACUCGUAGCUUCGACAGCUCUUCGGAGAGCUCUUCGGUUACCGGGCGCCCUAAGCUUAGGUCGUACAAAUCGCACUUCAAACAGAGAUAUCUUGUCGAGUCCGCCUGGAGAACUGGUGGGCGUAAUACCACGCGGACUAUUACCCAAGAUAAUAGAGUUGUGACUAGCCUCCAUUUAACCCCGCAAUAUAUCGUGGUUGCCCUUGAUAAUGCGAGGAUCCAUAUCUUCGAUCGGGAAGGCAAUGCCCUUCGUACCCUUCAGGGUCAUAUUAUGGGCGUUUGGGCUAUGGUACCGUGGGAAGACAUCCUGGUCAGUGGUGGGUGCGAUCGCGACGUACGGGUCUGGGAUAUGACAUCUGGGAGGUGUCUCUAUACUUUACGCGGUCACACUUCCACGGUCCGUUGCCUUAAGAUGUCGGAUGCGAACACGGCCAUCUCAGGCUCGCGCGAUACUACCUUGAGAGUUUGGGAUAUUAGACAAGGAGUUUGCAAGAACGUCCUGGUCGGGCAUCAAGCUAGUGUGAGAUGUCUGGAGAUAAAAGGCGACAUAGUCGUCUCCGGUAGCUACGACGCGACGGCCAAGAUAUGGAGCAUAUCUGAAGGCAGGUGUCUGCAUACACUUUCUGGCCACUUUAGCCAGAUAUAUGCCAUCGCGUUUGAUGGUCACAGAGUUGUUACCGGAAGUCUCGAUACCAGCGUGCGUGUCUGGGACGCUCACACGGGGGAUGCCAUCGCAGUUCUCCAAGGCCAUACUUCUCUCGUUGGCCAGCUCCAGCUACGGGGUAAUACACUAGUCACAGGAGGCUCGGAUGGUUCCGUCAGGGUUUGGUCUCUGGAAAGGAUGUGCCCUAUUCACCGACUGGCAGCGCAUGACAACAGUGUCACCAGCCUCCAAUUUGACGACACGCGCGUCGUAAGUGGUGGUAGCGAUGGCAGGGUCAAAGUCUGGGACGUAAAAACGGGCCACCUCGUACGGGAGCUUAUUACGGCCGAAUCAGUCUGGAGAGUGGUAUUUGAGGACGAAAAGUGCAUCGCGGUUGCGAACAGGGGAAGUAGAGUUAUGAUGGAGGUCUGGUCAUUCUCGCCUCCGGAAGACGCCUUCUGCGAAAGACCGCUUUCUUUGCCUCAGAAGCUCGCCGAGCCUUCACCUACCCGACCUUUGACGGGCGAUUUCCGUCGCUCCAACCUAGGUCUACCCUCGGAUGACGGUUCUGGUAGAAGCGACGUGGAUAUGGUCGAUGCCGGACCAUCCACCGCUCCUCUUGUUGGGAACACAACUUUUUUCCACGACGAUUAG